AUGGAGGAGCAGCAGGCACUGGUGGCCUCCAAGGACGGGGAUGUGGCCACCUUGGAGCGGCUGUUUGAGGCGGGUGCCCUGAAGCCGGGCAUCACUGAUGACUUGGGGGCUGGCCUGGUGCAUCAUGCCACCCGGGCUGGUCAUCUGGACUGUGUCAAGUUCCUGGUACAGAGGGCCAAGCUGCCCGGCAACCAGCAGGCACACAAUGGGGCCACGCCAGUGCAUGAUGCAGCGGCCACUGGCAACCUGGCAGAGCUGUGCUGGCUGGUCCGUGACGGGGGCUGCGGGCUGCAGGACCAAGAUGCCUCAGGUGUCUCCCCGUUGCACCUGGCAGCCCGGUUUGGACACCCAGCACUGGUGGAGUGGUUGCUACAUGAGGGUCAUGCAGCCACACUGGAGACGCUGGAGGGGGCCUUGCCGCUGCACCAUGCUGCUGUCAGUGGUGACCUGACCUGUCUGAAACUCCUGACAGCUGCCCACAGCAGUGGUGUGAACCAACGGACACGCAGCGGUGCCUCUCCACUCUACCUGGCCUGCCAAGAGGGCCACCUGCAUCUGGCACAGUUCCUGGUCAAAGACUGUGGGGCCGACGUGCGCCUACGAGCCCUGGAUGGCAUGAGCUCGCUGCAUGCUGCCGCUGCCCGUGGCCACUACUCCCUGGUUGUCUGGCUGGUCACAUUCACAGACAUCGGCCUGACAGCACGGGAUAACGAAGGAGCCACUGCCCUGCACUUUGCAGCUCGGGGUGGCCACACACCUAUUCUUGACCGGCUCCUGCUCAUGGGUGCCCCUAUCAUGAGAGACUCCUGGGGAGGGACUCCUCUGCACGAUGCAGCUGAAAAUGGACACAUGGAGUGCUGCCAGACUCUGCUUUCCCACCACGUAGAUCCAUUCCUGCGGGAUGAAGAUGGGUAUACUGCGUUGGAUCUGGCAGAGUAUCACGGACACCAGGAUUGUGCCCAGUACCUGCGGGAAAUGUCUCGGCCGGUGCCAGUCCUGAUGACACCCCCGCCCCCGCCAUUUCCACCUCCUCCACUGUUGGCUGCGAAGCUCUCCCUGGAAGACGAAAGAAGAGGAGACUCGGGACCCAGGAGUCCCUCACCUGCUGUAACUCUCAGCCCAGUCUGGCCUGGACAGCCUGUGCCAACGGAGCCAAUGGCCUGUACAGCCCCUCUGAGACUCACCACCAGUACCCCAGCUGUCCCCUUAGGAACCAUCACCUGCCUGUCUCUACAGGGGCCCGAGAUGGAAGCCGGGCAAUCCCACGAUGGCCUGGCCACUCUGCAACUGGACGGGUUGCCUUCAGGAGACCUUGACAUGCUGGUGCCCACAGAGGACGAGCGUGGCCGGCCCAUCCCCGAGUGGAAGCGGCAGGUGAUGGUGCGGCAGCUGCAGGCGCGCCUGGGUGCAGACCAUCCUCCCGAAGAUCAGGUUCGGAGUGGGAGCUCGGGCCCCACAGCCACAGAACAGGCGACUUGGCGGUAUUCGCAGACACACCAGGCCAUCCUGGGCCCCUUCGGGGAGCUGCUGACAGAGGAUGAUCUGGUCUACCUGGAGAAGCAGAUCAGCGACCUCCAGCUCCGGCGCCGAUGCCAAGAGUACGAGAGCGAGCUGGGCCGGCUGGCAGCCCAGCUGCAGGCCCUCCUGCCUGAGCCCCUGGUCAGCAUUACGGUCAACAGUCACUUUCUGCCCCGGGCUCAGGGCCUGGAAGAUGAGGAAACCCCUAUCCCAGCUCCCGAGCUGGAGGCCUUAGCAGAAUCCGGAAAGACCGAGGCCAGCGGGCAGCCGCUGCCCUUCUGGUGCAGCCACAUUGGCCGCCUGGUGCGCAGCAUGUCCCUGCUGCUGAAGGGCAUGAAUGGAUUGGCGCAGGGCGAAGAGAAACCUCCCUCCCCAGUCCCGCAGGACCCAGGCAAGGAGACCAUGGCUGGUCCUCCUCGGAGUGAGGCCCAGCGCGAGAUCCAAGAGUGUGGGGUGUCGGUGCGGACGCUGCGGGGGAACUUCGAGUCCUCUCGGGAUCUGCCCUGUGAACUGGGAGCUCGUCCCGGCCAGUGUCUGAGAGGCUGCUGGUCGGCGCCACCACAGCCCCGAGGUGACCCGAUAGGUGGGGAGCCCAGGCCAGGCGACACAGAAGAGGCCAGCGACUCGGGCAUCAGCUGCGAGGAGGCCCCGUCAGAAGCUGGCGCGGGGCUAGGAAUAGACCUGGCCAGCCUGCGCAAGGAGCGCAUUGUCAUGCUGUUUCUGGGCCACUGGAAGAAGUCAGCCUACACACCCGCCCUCAGGACGGCCGCCUGCAGGACCCUGGAGGCCCAGCGUGCGCGGUCCAAGGGCCCUAAAACGGCCAGUAGUUCCCCGCCGCCUUCCCCGCAGCCCAGCGAUGGCCCUCGACUCAGCCAUCUGUGGCAGCAGCGUGGCAUCAUCACUCAUCUACUGGGCACCUGGAAAGCCAUCAUGGAGCACGUGCCGGCCCGGCAGCUGAGGAAGCUGAGCCGCAGGGCGCGCGGACCCCUGUCCCCAGAGCAGUUCUUGCCACAUGUGGAUGGGGCACCCGUGCCCUACAACAGCCUCUCGCUGGAUCUUUUCAUGCUCGGCUACUUCCAGCUCCUGGAAUGCGACCUGCCUGCUGAGGAACGCAAGAUGCGCCACUUGCUGUGCUUCGAGGUCUUUGAGCACCUAGGCGCACACGGCUGGGAAGCUGUGCGUGCUUUCCAUAAGGCUGUGACCGAUGAGGUGGCAGCAGGCCGCCGUGCCUGGACCGACGGGUUCGAGGACAUCAAAGCCCGCUUCUUCGGCUCCAGCCAGGGUCCCCCCUGGGACGUGGAGCCUGGCCGCAAGUUGGGCCUGACACCACUCGGGUCCUUGCCCCACGCUGCCCUCCCUGGCCCCGAACCUGCGGCCCCAAGGCUGGGGUCAGACUCCCAGCGGAGCAGCUUCAACAGCGGGGACAUCUGUGGCUACAUUGAUCGCAGCUUCGCCUUUUGGAAGGAGAAAGAAGCCGAGAUGUUUAACUUUGGGGAAUGACGGUUCAUCUGGU
Messenger RNA from Acomys russatus (golden spiny mouse), 3031 nucleotides. RefSeq names its product espin like (gene Espnl). Gene Ontology annotation, biological process: actin filament bundle assembly. Gene Ontology annotation, molecular function: actin filament binding. The transcript is spliced from 9 exons. The record is from RefSeq and is a predicted model, not a curated record. NCBI's taxonomy places the organism in Eukaryota, Metazoa, Chordata, Mammalia, Rodentia, Muridae. Gene Ontology annotation, cellular component: cytoplasm. The coding region runs from base 1 to 3018 and encodes 1005 amino acids.